This is a messenger RNA of Cinara cedri, 966 nucleotides long. Lineage: Eukaryota; Metazoa; Arthropoda; Insecta; Hemiptera; Aphididae. The record is from the annotation of a GenBank genome assembly.
AUGGCCAUCAUACAUUAUACGCUAGCCAUAUCAAUAUGUACAGAAGCAGAGGCAAUAGUUUUAUCAAUUCUGUUUCAAAAUCGAGCUGCUGCUUAUGAUAAAUUGGUAGGUAAAUUAAUGACUUUGGUCAGUUUUGACAAGAAAAAACUGGUUUUUCUUUAAAUAUAGAUUAUAACAAUGGUAGUUAUUGCUUAUAUUAUACUUUCAGAAUGAUAAUGAAAAUUGCUUGGCUGAUUGUAACAAUGCCCUGGCUUUGGUACCAACAUACAAAAAAGCAUUAUCCCAAAGAGCCAGAGUACUUUCAGAAUUAGGCAACUUUAAACUCGCUUUAGAAGAUAUUACAGCUGUGAUUAUUUUGGAUGGUUUUAAAGAUCAAGGGGACCUAAGUUUUGCAGACAGUGUAAACAAAAAUUUAGGUGAUUACAAGAAUAAUUGUUAAUUUCUACAAAUAUUUGAAAUUGUAUUUAUACCAUAAGUUAAUAUUUAUUUUCAGCUAAGCAGAAUAUAGAAGAACACACAAAAUACAGAGCUUUAAAUUUACCAUCAAGAGCGUUUAUUGAUAGCUAUUUAAAAUCUUUCUGUGAUGAUCCAUUUUCUGAAGAAUUUACAAUGACAUUAUUAAAAUCAGACAUAAAGUAAAUAGUAUUUAAUAUUAAUCAUAAUUUGUUUUUAUUAUCAUAAAAAAAUGAAUAAAUAGUUUUUAUUAAAUUUGUUAAGUAUAUAAUACAAUAUAUGUGUUAAUUAAUUAGUAGAGGUUUGGAGUAUGCAUUAAAAUGUAUUCAGAAUCAAAAUUAUGAAAACAUAGAAAAUGCGUGUCAAGAAGAAUUAAGAAAAUCUGAUAAUAGUUUGAUUCGUAGAAGUUUGACAUUAAACUUAUUAGCUACUUUUUGUAUACUGCGGGGAAAUUAUGCUGCUGGUGUUAAACAUCUUACUACUGUCAUCGAAAAUCCAAAUGUUCCUAACAAG